GGAACCAAAUCCCUCGGUACGAUUUUGUGAAGAACCCAAGAAAGCAAAGCACUUUGGAUGGGAAAUUCUGCGGUGUUCUUCUGAGGUCAGUGUGAGCCGACCGCAGCCCUGUCUGUCGCCAUCUCUGUCUCCGUUGUCUCUGCCUCCCUCCUCCCGCUUAAUCUGCUCAGUCCCCUCUCCAACAAUCAAAACCCCUCUCUGAUCAAUUCCCCGCCGAGCUCAGGGUCUCUGUGGGUCUUUCUGUAGCAACCAUUUAACGCAGUUCUCCCCGUCUCGUCCCCUACCGUUCGUCGCACUUGUGGCCGGAGAACACCCCGUCGUGCUUGUGUGCGUCAAAGCUCAACCCUUUUGGAGCAAGGAGGCCAUGUCAUGUUUCCGUCACGGAUGAUUAACGACGAACUAUAUUGUUAGACGGAAUGAACUUAGUAUCUCUUGGCGGUUAAGACAGGCGGCGCCGCCAACAAUGACGGCGCCAACGGAUGUGCUCCUCUGUGUCGGUGUGUUCUGCGUAAUUGGCGUUGCUUGCCGGCACCUUCUCGGUUCCACGCGUGUGCCCUACACUGUGGCGUUGCUCAUCCUCAGCAUCGCAAUCGGCUGCUUAGAGUUUGGUACUACCUUGCAUUUAGGAAAGUUUGGAGAUGGCAUCAGACUCUGUGCCAAAAUUGAUCCAGACCUCCUGUUGGCUGUCUUUCUUCCUCCUCUUCUGUUUGAGGGCUCAUUCUCAAUGGAAGUGCAGCAGAUCAAGAAAUGCAUGGUACAAAUGCUUCUUCUUGCAGGCCCGGGUGUUAUCAUUUCCACCUUUUGCAUUGGAUCUGCUUUGAAGCUCACUCUUCCCUAUGAAUGGAGUUGGCAAACAUCUCUCCUACUGGGGGCAGUUCUCAGUGCCACGGAUCCAGUGGCUGUUGUUGCUUUGUUGAAAGAUCUGAGGACAAGCAAGAAAAUGAGUACAAUUAUUGAGGGAGAAUCAAUGAUGAACGAUGGGGCGUCCAUCGUGGUAUAUCGCCUAUUCUACAACAUGAUGCUUGGGAAGCAUUUUAACUGGGAAGCAAUAGGAAAGUAUUUAACUAUAGCAACAUCAGGAGCGCUUGGCAUAGGUAUUGCUUUUGGGAUUGCUACCAUUCUGUGUCUAGAUUUUGUAUUCAACGAUCCCAUGAUAAAUCUGUCACUAACACUAGCUGGGAGCUACAUUGCGUACUUCGUUGCUCAGGAAGGUGCUGAUGUUUCGGGGAUCCUGACAGUGGUCUCUUUUGGAAUGUUUAUGGCAGUGGUUGCCAGGACUACUUUCACAUCUCAUGCUCGACGGAGCUUGAACCACUCCUGGGAAUUCAUAGCGUAUAUAGCCAACACGCUGAUUUUCAUCUUGAGUGGAAUUAUCAUGGCAGAAGGCAUCAUCAACUCUGACAAUCUAGAUAGAAGUGGAAGUUCGUGGGCUUACCUUGUUCUUGUUUAUGUUAUUGUGCAAUUAACUCGGGUGAUUAUUGUGGUCCUGCUGUAUCCUGCUCUACAAUAUUUUGGUUACGGUUUGAACUGCAAGGAGGCUACCCUGCUUGUAUGGUCUGGACUGAGAGGAGCUGUGGGACUAGCAAUGGCCCUCUCUGUCAAAAACGCAAGCCGUGACUCAUUAGCCUUAACUUCGGAAACAGGAUCGCUGAUCCUUUUUUUCACUGUUGGCACUGUGUUUUUGACACUCGUUGUAAAUGGAUCGACUGCACAGUUCUUGCUGAGUCUUCUAGGAAUGGAUGAGUUGUCCCAUGUGGAGAAACUCGUGCUGGACUAUGCAAAGUACAAACUGAGGAACAAGUAUCUACAAGCUCAAGAAAUUCUCCAUCUUCAAGAUUGUGACUUGGAGUCAAUUAAUCACCUUAGUGUAGAAAAUUUUAUGCAGCCUCCUACUUUCUCGUCAUCACACAAAAGCUUGGACCAAUUGAAUUUACUGGCUACAAGAGAGCACCUAUUAAAUGCUGUGCGGGCUGCUUAUUGGAGGAUGCUCGAUGAUGGAAGUCUAAGUGGAGUGCCAGCAAGUUUCUUGAUGAGCUCAGUAGAUGAGGCAACUGAUGCAGUUCCUCAGGAGCCACUGUGUGAUUGGAGAAGCUUGAAAGUAUUUAUUGAUUUUCGAACUUGUGAUAAGGUUUUUAACAUGGGUAUUUUCCCUCGAUGGCUAGUGACCUUUCUUGCAAUGAAAAGGCUGCAAUUUGCAUGCUACAUAUGUGUUGCUUUUCUACGCGCCCACAGAAGUGCAAGAAGAAAACUGGGUGAUUUCAUGGGUGAGACAGAGAUCGUGUCGAUAGUACUAAAUGAAAGUGAGGCUGAGGAGAGAGAAGCGGCAAAGCUCUUGGAAGAAAUCUGUCUCGCAUUUCCCCAGGUUUUAGGUUCCGUGAGAAUGACUCAAGUGGUGUGCUCGAUGCUCCAUGUUUUGAAGGAUUACAUUCAAAAUCUUGAGGUGGAAGGCUUACUUGAAGAAAAGCUUGGGAUUAUUCUUCAUGAUCUUCUUAUGAGUGGUUUUAAGAAACCAUAUGACAAUACUUUGCUAGCAAAGAUUCCUAGGAUGCGGGAUGUGGUAAACGCCCAUCCUCUGCUUGGAAGGCUUCCAUCUGAGGUUCGUCAUGCUCUAGAAGGUUCGAUGAAACAAGUAAUAAAACCUCGAGACACGAUCCUUUGCGAAGAAGGUUCCAUGCCAAAGUCUUUAUGGCUCAUUCAAAAUGGUCUACUCAAGUGUGAAAUAAAGAAUUCAAAUAGCUCUCGCUCUGUAAUGAGAACUCCUGCAGAAGAACUUGUUCUGGGACUCUAUGAAAUACUCUCAGGAAAACCCUGCAUCUAUGAGAUAAGCACAGACUCAUUCGCACUUUGUUACGUUCUCGAAGCCAAAACUUUACUUCCACUCCUAAUGCACAAUCCUUCCUUGGAGAAUUUAUUCUGGCAGGAAAGUGUCAUCGUCUUAGCCAAAUUAUUGCUUCCCGAAGUGCUUGAGAAGUUAACAAUGCAAGGUUUUCGAGCUCUUAUCACAGAAAGGUUUUCGAUGAGCACUCAUGCCGGGGGAGAAACUAUGGUGAUCCCCGAGAAUUCGAUUGUAUUCUUAUUGGGAGGAGUUUUGACAAAUCAAGAGCUUCCUGGGGUUGUGAUUGAACCUCCAGCAGUACUGUUGGCUUCACAUCAAAGUUUGGCCUCUUCGAGUUCAGAAAUACCAGCUCCUUGGAGAUCCGGCUUUUGUCAUUAUGGAUAUCAAUAUCAGGUUGAGACGAUUGCAAGGACAGCCUAUAUCGAUACAUUGGGAUGGAGUCCGGGAAGUUCGGCUUCAUCACUGACGUACGGAGGAGGGAACAUGGCACUAGUGUAGUUGCUAAGGACUGAUAUGUGCAAUGAAUAUUUAGAGAAGACAUACAUUUUUCCAAUUAAUAUCGACA
Punica granatum (pomegranate) is the source of this 3401-nucleotide messenger RNA. NCBI's taxonomy places the organism in Eukaryota, Viridiplantae, Streptophyta, Magnoliopsida, Myrtales, Lythraceae. The record is from RefSeq and is a predicted model, not a curated record.